Protopolystoma xenopodis is the source of this 348-nucleotide messenger RNA. Lineage: Eukaryota; Metazoa; Platyhelminthes; Monogenea; Polystomatidea; Polystomatidae. The record is from the annotation of a GenBank genome assembly.
AUGCUUUUUCCAUACUCAACAGGAGACUCUUCAAACGUUUUGAUCAGCUCUGAUGCCACUCCCGUUAAGACACCAAGCAACCCUUGUCGUCUUGAUGGAUUAGUUAAUCAGCUUGUGCGGGACGCCCGCUCAUCUCAGAUACCAGUAUUCUUCUCACUCACGCGCCGCGAACUUCGUUACCUCUGCCAUAAACCAGCCUUGGUAUCUGCCGUUGGUGUUAUCAACUGGGAUGGGGCUGAAGAGCUAGGCUCUCGUCUUGCCAAACUUUACCGCGAGCCAUCGCCUCCGUCUUUCGCCGAGAGCUUUCAUCAUCCUACUACUACUUCAACUCAAAGAUUGCGGCCUUGA